This is a messenger RNA of Fusarium tjaetaba, 1935 nucleotides long. RefSeq names its product transcriptional activator of protease prtT. The record is from RefSeq and is a predicted model, not a curated record. The coding region runs from base 1 to 1935 and encodes 644 amino acids. Gene Ontology annotation, biological process: DNA-templated transcription; regulation of DNA-templated transcription. Gene Ontology annotation, cellular component: nucleus. Lineage: Eukaryota; Fungi; Ascomycota; Sordariomycetes; Hypocreales; Nectriaceae. The transcript is spliced from 3 exons. Gene Ontology annotation, molecular function: zinc ion binding; DNA-binding transcription factor activity, RNA polymerase II-specific; transcription cis-regulatory region binding.
AUGAAGAGAACCCACAAUGCCCUAGAAGUGGACGAGUACGGGCCGGGGGACGCUUCCGGCUCUGCCAUUCGUGGAUCCAAAGUGUCCAGAAAGAUACGAGCCUGCCAGCAAUGUCAUACGCGCAAGAUUCGCUGCGUCACAGAGGAUGGGGCCCCAAAGUGCAUACGCUGCACCAAGAAUGGCUUCGAUUGCGUCGUGAACAAGAAUUUACAAGAUCUCCUAGAAGGGGAAUAUGACUGGAAAAAGACCAUGGAACAACAGAUGGAGUCCAUGCGUGCCUCUAUGAUAGACAUGAAGGCGAAGCUCGACAACCUGCAAUCGACUCAGCAGCAAAUGGCCCUCGCGACCACUUCCCCAGAGACCGUCUCUCGUCUCUCAGCUCCGACGCCUCAUUUGACCGCAAUGACUCGGGAGAACUCACCUGAUACCCAGAGUGUCUCUAGAGACGAAGGCGCCAUUGUUGAUGCUCCUAUGGUGAGUCUCUUUAGAGCGACGAAGCUACGCAAUAUCAGAAGUGAUCCCAGUCGCGACGGUAGAGCAGCCAUGGAUCGCCACCGCCAACCAGACUUUAUCUCACAAGGACGGAUUACUCUUGCUGAGGCAGAAGAUCUCUUUUCUGCGUUCAAGGGCACCCUUAACGCUUAUCUCUGGGGCGGUGUCGCUCUCGUCCACGAUACCCUUUCAUCAGCCAGGGAAUCAUCGUCACUCCUCGUCGCAGGCAUCUUAGCCGUAGCCGCCCUGCACACCCAAGACGAUGGUCAGAGCUUCGACCGCUGCUACGUCGUGUUCGCCGAACUCGCCAGCCAAGCCAUGUUCCAACGAUAUCACACUCUCGACGACAUCCGCGGUCUCUGCAUAGGUGCAUUCUGGCUUUCAGACCUAAGCUGGAAGCUCUCCGGGCUCGCUGUGCGUAUCGCCACAGAACUUAAUAUCCACCAACAUUGUGCUAGGGCUCUGCGUGGGGAGACUUCGCAUUGUGAGAAAGCAAGGCUGUGGUAUCUUCUUUAUGUUUGCGAUCAUCACUUUAGUAUUGCGUACGGGAGACCGCCUGUUAUAGCUGAGGAUGUGACUUUGAUCAACCAUGAGGGAUUCCUUGGUCUUCCGGGGGCAAAGGGUUCUGAUGUGCGGCUUCAUAGUCAGGUCAGUAUAUUCAUCAUCCUGAGUCGAACUUAUAGGACGUUUGGACUGGAUAGAUCACGGGUUGUUGCGAAUGAUGAGUUUGAUGCGAUACGGCGUUACAAUGGCGAGUUGGGGCAGUGGAAGCAGACUUGGGAGGCACGACUUGGAGAGCUAGGUUGCGAUCAGCAGAUCGGCGAUUACCCAAAGAAAGGAGUAGUGCUACACUACCACUUCGCCCGACUUCUUCUGUUCUCCGUCUGUCUACAGGGUCUCCAACCAACCGACGGUUUUCUCAUAUCUCUUGAGAGACAAGACUUUAUCAACACCGCCGUAGAGAGCGCAUGUGCAGCACUGCGUUUAAUCCUCGAAGACUCUGACAUGCGUCGCGCCGUGGUGGGAGUCCCUUUAUAUCUCCUCACCACGAUCGCGUACUCGUCCAUCUUUCUGAUCAAAGUAUGUUCGUCAUGGAGGGCUGUUGUCGUACACCUCUCGGUAGACGAUGUAGUCAACCUUGUCGGCCCCAUCAUCUCUAUGCUGAAUGCGACACAGGCCUAUGCGAGGCAUGUAGCGCAUUAUAUUGGGCAGGGUCUUAGUACCAUGCUCGACAAGCUUAAGUCAGGAGAGUCGGCGAAUGAGGUACUCAUGCCGCAAACUGCUAGCAACAGGACGUUGGAAGUGCCUCAAGACUCGCGACCAGCACAGCAACAGGAUUGGGAUCUGAGCUACGGUUGGAUGAUGGGGGAUCAGCUUGGGAUGGGACUAGAAUACUAUCCUGGAGACCUGCUCGGGAUCAUUGGUUCGCAAAUGGCAGAGUAA